AUGCCCCGUGAAAUCAAAGAAGUUAAAGAUUUCUUGAACAAGGCCCGUCGUACCGAUGCUCGUGCCGUCAAGAUAAAGAAGAACCCCAACAACACCAAAUUCAAGAUUCGUUGCUCCCGUUUCUUGUACACCUUGGUCGUCCAAGACAAAGAGAAGGCCGAGAAAAUCAAGCAAUCCCUUCCCCCAGGCUUGGAAGUUAAGGAAGUCAAGUAAACUGUCUUCCCAAAAGCAAACAGUCCCCAACCUUUUUAGUUGCUAAAUAUUUUAACAUAAUGUCUGUCCGGCUGAGGAGGAAGAUGCUGUAGAGGAUGUGGAGUUGUAUAGAACAAAUGUGUGAUGUGUUGUAGAUGAAGCUGAUUUGGUGCAUGCAAAUACAAGUUGUAUUUUGUUUAUUUUUAAAUGCAACUUUUUGUAUGUUGCAAGGCAGUGACAAUUUGUGAUAAACAAUUUUACAACACCCUCAUGUAUUGCCUAUGCUGUUAUUUUAUACUAAAACAACAACAAAAACAUCAUUAAAAAAUACAACAAUGUUGUAAAUUAAAAAAAAAAACAAAA
Messenger RNA from Calliphora vicina (urban bluebottle blowfly), 555 nucleotides. It is a transcript of the gene RpL38, whose product is annotated as ribosomal protein L38. The transcript has a single exon. Gene Ontology annotation, biological process: protein-RNA complex assembly; translation. The record is from RefSeq and is a predicted model, not a curated record. The coding region runs from base 1 to 213 and encodes 70 amino acids. Gene Ontology annotation, molecular function: structural constituent of ribosome. NCBI's taxonomy places the organism in Eukaryota, Metazoa, Arthropoda, Insecta, Diptera, Calliphoridae. Gene Ontology annotation, cellular component: ribosome; cytosolic large ribosomal subunit.